This is a messenger RNA of Penicillium canariense, 228 nucleotides long. RefSeq lists its product as uncharacterized. The transcript is spliced from 2 exons. Bases 1 to 228 code for a protein of 75 amino acids. The record is from RefSeq and is a predicted model, not a curated record. NCBI's taxonomy places the organism in Eukaryota, Fungi, Ascomycota, Eurotiomycetes, Eurotiales, Aspergillaceae.
AUGAGUUCCGGAGAAGGCAUCACCGACGAGGCGGCCCGCGCGGAGCACGACCUCAUUAACCAAGCCGAAAGCGAAGAACAAAAGUUGCAUGGAAACGAAGACAGCACUCGCAAGGACCCCUAUACUUCAGCCAGCAGUGGAGACAGUGCCGCAGACAACAUGGCCGAGGGUGGCCAUCAUGAGUCAAAGCUGGACAAGAUCAAGGACAAGCUGCAUAUAAAGAAGUAA